Cavenderia fasciculata is the source of this 1638-nucleotide messenger RNA. RefSeq lists its product as uncharacterized. The transcript has 4 exons. The record is from RefSeq and is a predicted model, not a curated record. Lineage: Eukaryota; Evosea; Eumycetozoa; Acytosteliales; Cavenderiaceae. Gene Ontology annotation, molecular function: RNA binding; DNA binding. Gene Ontology annotation, biological process: ribosomal small subunit biogenesis; ribosomal large subunit biogenesis. The coding region runs from base 1 to 1638 and encodes 545 amino acids. Gene Ontology annotation, cellular component: nucleolus.
AUGGCAACUAAUACUACCACGACGACUACCAAUGCUGCUGCCUCGACUACCAAUAAUAAUAGAGCAAAGUCAAUGAUGGAUAGAUUAAAAGCAAACUCUAGUUGGAUGUCAUCUAUGAUGGAUACGAUUAGAGAUCCAGCUUCAUCAUCUUCAGUGUCAUUCUCUACUAGAUUGUUAACUGAACAACCAUCACCAAAGGCAACAGCACCAUCUACACCAUUAAGAAAUAGUGCAAAGAGUAUUCCAACUACUACUACUACCACUACAACUAGUACUGAACAACCAUUGGGUAAUCUCAAUGCUGAAUUGUUAAAACAUAGUAAUGGAUCCAAUACUACAGUAACUACUACAGUUGCUAGUAAAGUAUCUGUACCAUCAGCAGUUAUCAAUGUAGCAUCUGUACCAGUCCCAUCACAAACAACUCCAAGUUCAGAGUCUGGUGUAACACUUGAUUUACAUGGCAAUUUAACAUUGGAUAAUAGUAAUAGAGCUCAAUUAAGACAAUUAUUAACUGAUAUGAAAUUAAAGAGACAAUCAAACAAACCAAGUACAAAUACACCAUCAACAUCGACAACUACAACAACUACUGUUGUCACCAAUAAUAAUAAUAAUACAAAGAAUAAUAAUAAUAAUACAACAGCAACAAAAGAGAUUGUUGUUAAAAAAGAAGUACAACCAAACAAAAGAUCAAAGAGUUCGGAUGGAUCGAAAAAGGAUAUUGUAACAAAAAUUGUAGACAAAGAAGAAGAGGAAUCAACAACGACCACAACAACCACAACUAUCAAUGGAAACAACAAGAGAAUUGUUGUCAAAAAGGAACAAGUUGAUAGUGACGAUGAAGAUGAAGAAGAGGAUGAAUAUGAAAAUGGUUUGGAUCAACAUGAUGAUGAUGAUGAAGAAGAUGAGGAUGACGAAGAUGACGAGGAUUAUGAAGAUGAUGAAGAUGAAGAGGAGGAGGAUGAUGAAGAAGAAGAAGAAGAAGAGGAGGAGGAUGAAGAAGAAGAAGGAUCUGAAAAGAAUAAGAUUAAUGGAGAUGAUAUUCAAUUUAGUACAUUUGAUUUUACAACUGGAAAACCUUUACCAUCAUAUCUUACACAACUACGUACCAAACAUAAAAUGUCAAAAGAGGAAUUGUUAAAGAGAGCACAGUUGCGCGAAAAGAUUAUAAAGCGAGCCAAAGAGACUGGCGAAGGAUUAGAGAUUGCACAAACGUUAAAGUGGGCAUCGGCACUAGACAAGGCCAAGGGUGUCAAGAUCAAGGACAAUGUCAAGAUGAUCAAAAAGUCAAUCAAACGUGACCAAAGCAAAAAGUUCAAGAGUGCCAGAGAAUGGAACCAAAGAAAGAGAGAUGCCGAAUCUACCAAGAGUGGUAAAAUUAAAAAGAGAGAAGACAAUAUCAAUGCCAAGAUCCAAAGAAAGAAAGAUAAACGUAUGGGUAUCAAACCACCAAAACCAAAGAAAAACAAUAAUGCAAAGGAUAAAAAGGAUAAAAAGGGUGGUCCUGGAGGAGGUGAUAAAUCAUCCUCAGGAGGCAGUGGUGAUCAAAAGAAGAGAGCAGGUUUCGAAGGGCAAUUGGAAGGAAGGACCGUUUCAUCAAACUGUCUCACCCCCUUUAAUCGAUUCAUUGUUAACAUUUAA